AUAGUUUUUAAAAAGUUGUUGAUUGUCUUUUAGGGACUUCUAUAAGGAGUUCUCAUUUUAAUUUGGCAGCUGAUCGUCUCUCUGGUUUCCCCUUUUGGAAAAGAAUGUGAAUGUUGUUUGGCAACUUUCCCCAUGUCUGUUUUAGGACAGCAGUUGCUGUGUGCAAUUAUAAUUGACAUUUGUUAUAUUUUUAUCCAAGAUUGAGGGGUACAUUUAUCUGUAUAUUUGACUUUGACCCCCAAGUGGCGUUCUCUCUGCCACGAGCCCUCUCGCUCUCAUAAGUUUGACAUAACAGAGACAGCUGAGCUGUCAAACGUUUACGUAACGUUUUACAAAGUUUUGUUUCGGUUUUAUAAACUUAUUAUUUACUGUUAUCAACGUUCAAGCUUUUGUUUGAUCAAUCUAUAAGAUGUCAUUGAUCCAGACAUUAUAAUUUGUUUUGUUAAUAGCCUAUUAAAUAACAAAAAUAAACACUUAUUUGUCUUGACAGAAUAAGAUCGCAUGGCUAUUUGGAGUGGACUUUUCAUUAGAACAGUAUAGAACGCUUUUCAUUGUCUCAUCCCGGUGUUUGUACCAGUGGAGGUGUCCGUUUUCACGCAGGCUUUUGUUUCGCCCCGUCCUGUACUCUGAUUCCAUGACGUAAUGCCUUGGCUUGGAGAACGAGCGCAGCCUUCCACACCACAUCCGAGAAACACAUUUAGCCUGCAGUUGCAUAAAUAUCACCUUUCUGAAAAUGUAUUCUUCAAAGAAUACACGAUAGAAAUAUAUAGAUACUCUUCAUAAAAGUAUUUGCCAAGAAUUGGGCUGCAUUUAUGGAUUAAUGUCUACUUGUCUAUGUCAUGCAAGCUGUGUUGUGGUCACAGGUUAUUUCCCGUCCACCAAGUGUUUUUUUAUUAAAGUACCUUUAACUAUUUAAUGUCAACGAUAAAACUCUAUUUUUAGAAGAAAAAAAAGAUAUGUUGCAUGUUGGGAAGAUUGCAUGUCGAAAUCUAUUUUUUCUUUUUCAUGAGCUUGUGUAAAUCGAAAUCAAGGAUGUUUUGAUCGAAAUAGAAUUCAUUUUGGACUGUGGCAGGAGGAGCCCUCGAGGCCCUACGGAGUGACCGUUUUUUUUGAUGAUUUUCCAAACAUAUAUAUAUUGUUUUUACCAGAACAUGUGAAGCCAUUGUCAAGUUAUUGUAUUCAUUUAAUCCACAUAAAAUCCGUUUUAUAGGCCUGCAUUCAACCAUUUUUAACAGUGCAUUGUCAGGUUGUUUAUCAAGUUGAGUGCCUCAGCUAUAUUUUCAGUAGACAUCUGUCUGCUGUUAUAAAAUAUACAUCUAUGUUCCUUUAAGCACAUUCUAACAUCUCGACACACUGUAUUGAAAAAUCGUUGUAUUAAUUAAUUCCAUAUAUUCUUUCUAGACUUGUUGUUGGGACAAAUUAUCGCCAACGACCAACUGCCAGACUUGAUCAUAAGAGACUUUCAGAAGGUGAAUUGCGUUUCCUCAUUCCUUCUGUUCAUUUCACUGAGUGUUGGAUGACAAGUUAACCUCAUUAUACUUAUAUCAAUGCAUUUCUUUUCAAGAUUUUAACUUGAUGUUUGAAAUUAAGUCAUCACUACAAGCUCAUGUUUUUGACAAUAGAAUUCUAUAUAAAAGACAUUGGUUUGUGCAGUAGACCCAUUUGUCCACUAAGUGCCACUAUUUGACCAUUUAGUGAAAAAGUGUCCUUUUUCAAACAAUAUAGAAAUUACAAUACCGGUACUUUGUUCAAUUGCUUAUUUUCCUUCAACUCUUGAUAAUUCUUAACAUGUACUAACUUAGCUGUGCAAUAGAACAGUCUCUCUUACAUAAAGCUUUCUCCUGAGUAAUUUGUAUAUCGAUCCCGAUGCCUAGCGUACUGUAGAGAAACCACAUAACCGUUCAUGUAGAAGAUAUAUUAAAUAAUUAUUUCAUCAUUCUAAAAACGGAACCCUCCUGUCCGGACAUUAUUCCAAAACCGUCUCCUCUCCAUCUCCAGUCCUGGUCCAGUGUGUUCCAGCGUGUGGAAGACUAUCGGUGUCGACUGAGUGACGGAGCGAAAGAUGACUGCCGAGUGGCUUCACCUGCCCCCUCCGUACCCCCCAGGUGUGGGACCGCUGUGUGGUGCAGAGUCUUACCCCGGUGUGGGGCCGCUGUGUGGUGCAGAGUCGUACCCCCCCGGUGUGGGGCCGCUGUGUGGUGCAGAGUUGGAGGCGUGGUAUGAGGACCUGCAGGAUAUACUGGGAUCAGAUGGGGGCGGGGCCAAACUGGCGCGUGCCCCUCCCUGCUCUGAGAAGGAGCCGGAGUUCCUAGAUGUUCUGGAGAGCUGUUCCCUGACAUGGCUGACAGACGGGGUGGGAGUGGGUGUCGGGGGGGAGGCGUGGGACGGAGGUGAGGGGGUCCAGAGGGUCACGAUCCCGGAGGAGCCUCCUACCCAUCCACCCCACCACAUCUCCUCCAACACCUCCCGUCCGAGUCCAGCUGAGGAAAGGGCAGAGAGGCAGGGGGACAGAGAGGGAGGGAGGGAUGGAGAAAGAGGUGGCUCUGGAGGAGGGGACCUGUUGCCCCCAGAGUUCUUUGAGUUGCUGAACGAGGGAGGGGUGGGCAUGGUGGAGAAAGGAGGAGGGGUCAUGACAGGAGGGAUCAUGGUGAGCGGUAGCUACCACCAUCAUCAGCUUCAUCAUCACUCCGACAAUCUCCAACAACCUGAGUCUCCCUCCGCCAGCGAGGAGGAAAACACCUGCGUCCCAGACUCUCCCUCCUGCUCUUCCUCUGCCUCUCCGUCCACCUCUCUCAACUGCUCUCCUCCUUCCUCUCCUACUAGCACCUCGUUCUCCUCGUCUCGGCAGGACAAACGCAAGAGGGGCAACUCUCUGUCCUUCCCUUCCUCCGGCUCACACUCAUCCUCCUCUUCCUCUUCUGCGAAGAAGAGCAGGAGAGAGAGGGAUCAGGAGAACGAGAGGAAGGUGCAGGAGCUGACAGAUCAGAACGAGAGGUUGAAAGCAGAGAUAGACAGACUGGGAGAGGAGGUGCAGAGGACACGCCGAGCCCUGAUAGAGAGACUAGUUAACACCAGGAAGUGAGGGAGGAAGGAAGACAGAAAAUGAGCAUUUGGAAUAGCAAGUUGGCGGUGAAGAGUUUAACGCGGUGGUUUAACUUUGAAAUGCAUUUUAAGACAGCGUUAAAGAGAGAAACCAAAAGAUACCUAUAUGUUUUAAGAAGAAAGUUAAAUUAUAAUUUUCUGAAAAACUGUAUGAGAAAGUAAGAAGGAAAAGAUAGAUAUAAAGAAAGAGCGAGCGAUGGAAGAGCAAGUCAAAGGAAAACCACGGAGAGGAAGAACUGUGGCAGACGUAGUGACAGAUGGACAUACAGGGUGUAAAGUAACGGAGGAAAAGGUUCAGAAGGUGGAUGGGUCAUGCUCUCUGUUGAGAGGUUACAGUGUACUGUAUCUACAUGUAGGGCCGGGUGUCAGGAAGAAUCUUUCAAAUAGAUGGGUUAACUAACGUAGAAUGAUUGGGUCGUUUAGAUUAUUCAGUCAUGUGUAGCGUUCAGUAUGAAGUACGGAUGGGUUAGAUUCAAUUAACCCGAUUGGGGCCUUUGAUUCCAAAAUUAAGGAAUUGAUUCGGAAGCAUCUACCUAUGAAGAUUGUGAACAAACACCUAUCCCAAGCGUUGCAUGGGUCACGUUCAUUAAGCAUCAAAUGGAAAGA
Molecule: messenger RNA, 3708 nt
Organism: Salvelinus sp. IW2-2015
Lineage: Eukaryota; Metazoa; Chordata; Actinopteri; Salmoniformes; Salmonidae
Source: RefSeq, a predicted model, not a curated record